GCCCAGUAGCAAGGCGUAAGGCGGGGGUACUGGAGGCGCCUCUGCUGUUUGGUUUAGCACGAGAGGCGGAGGAUGGAGCCCCCGGUGCUGCCCCGGCAGAGAACGGUAACGAGGCGGCUGAGACACUGAAUGCUGUUUAUUACUUCAGCCACAUUGUAUAAAGGACUCUGACGUGUGAUGGAGAAAUGGCCACAUCCAGCUCCCCAGAUUCCUCAGUCUCCAUUUCCUCGCUCCUGGCCAGCUGCAGCCUCAGGAGCAGUAAUCAUAGUGAUGGCGUCCGACCCGCAGCCACUAUACAGUACAAGGACAGGCUGUAUGACUCUGCGUCCAAAGCCCUGGAGGAUUAUAUUAUGGACUAUGAGGCGGCCAGCACCGGACAAAUCACCGUCCGCCCCUCCACUACACUUACAUCUCCGACCAGAAGAGCACGUCCCUCGGUCCGGCGCACACGGCCCCUCACCCGGAGCAGAUACGUUGCCCGUGAUCCCGACCUGCUCAGCCUGACCACAGACGACCUCCUGGGCUUCCCUCCUGAUGGGUCUCUACCCUUCUCUCAAGCUUCAGAGCGGAAACGUAGGAAAAACCUGAAAACACAAUAUGGAUUUUCUCCCCAAGUGACCUCUGUGACUUCUCCCUUAACUCAUUCAUCACUCAGAGGGACAGCCUUGUCCACCCUGGACCUCCGAGACCAUAGACUCCGCUCCCAGGACUUUCAGCGGCUUAAAGAGACAACUCAACGGGAUCAUUCGUGGCGAGAAACGGAGAGAGAAAACGAUUCGGGGCUUUACAACAACGUGACGUCCGUACUCUAUAAGAGUUACCCACGCUGGUUGACCAGUCAGAAGUCUGAACUGGGGGUGUCUGGCAUCACCAGUAUUCCUGAAGUCAGAUAUCCAGUCUGGUUGAGGGACCACAGACUUCUGGAUGACGUAGAUAACCACUUGACGGGCGCUCUUCAUAGAGAUGGUCCAGGCUCUUCAUUGGACCAUUUACAAAUACCGCGUUAUGACCUGCGAGGCUACAAAGCGGUUAAUUCCAGCAGCUUCAGGGACAGUAUGAAGCCUCCAGCCCGCUCUGAUUUGGAUAUCGUGCAGCAUUUACAUACGCCUGGGAAAAAUCGUCCUGUGCAGAAGUCAGAACAAACAGGUGACGUCACCCGCCAAGACCUGUCACAGGAGCCCCCCUGUUAUAACCAAAGCCCCCGAACUGAGGACAUCCUGGAGGUCGAGCGCUCGUGGGAAAAAGUCCCCUAUUCAUACAAAUCCCCUGUCCAUGUCCUGUGUGAAGACGAGGAAAGUAAAGGGCUCAAGGCUUUUAAAUCUAACCUUGUGGAAGAUUUCCUUAAAGAUUGUGUCCAGCAGGAGAAGGCGGCAAAUACGUUUUCCGGAGGGAAUCACCAUGGUCCAGUAGAGGCUCUGAAACACAUACUCUUCAAUAUGCAGGCGUUCCAGCAAAACUUCAACCAGGAAACCAGCACCGAGCAUCUAAAGGAGUUCCAGAAAAUUUCAACAGAAGCAGAGACGGAAAUCCAGAAGGCAGAUCAAGAGAUUUUUCCAGUCAAUAAAUCUUUACAAAAAGCUCUGCACCAUUUGUCCCGGCUCAAGGAGCUGGUAGGUGACUGUAACCUGAAGAAACAGGAAGACCACAGGACUGAUGUCCCAACGUAGCUGUGGGCCCAAUGAAUGCUACUUUACUACUAGUAUUAUUGGAUCUUUCAUUUUUACAUAUGUGUUUGCAGAAAUACAUGUUCCUUCUAUGUCUUGAGCUGCAACUGCUUGGAUCAUUGGAAUAGGUCAUCAUUAUCUGAUCAGUGGAGGUCCGACUCCUCGGAGGCUGACAGUUCUCUGCCGUAUUUCUGUGUACAUAAAC
Molecule: messenger RNA, 1869 nt
Organism: Bufo gargarizans (Asiatic toad)
Lineage: Eukaryota; Metazoa; Chordata; Amphibia; Anura; Bufonidae
Gene: C5H18orf54
Product: chromosome 5 C18orf54 homolog
Exons: 8
Coding region: 186-1667 (493 amino acids)
Source: RefSeq, a predicted model, not a curated record